This is a messenger RNA of Dictyostelium discoideum AX4, 1848 nucleotides long. RefSeq lists its product as hypothetical. The record is from RefSeq and is a predicted model, not a curated record. The transcript has 2 exons. NCBI's taxonomy places the organism in Eukaryota, Evosea, Eumycetozoa, Dictyosteliales, Dictyosteliaceae. Bases 1 to 1848 code for a protein of 615 amino acids.
AUGUCAGACCAAGAGUAUUAUAAAGAUUUUAGUAAUAAAAUUAUUAAAGAAAGAAAAAAGAAUAUUGAAAAUGAUGAAUCAAAAGUGAUUUAUUUUACAUUAGCAGGUAGUCAUUCAUUUAAUUUAAAUGUUGAAAGUAGUGAUAAGGAUUAUUUUGGUGUUUAUUGUUCAGAUAUUGAUGAUAUAUUAGUUGGUGAUAUUAAACAACCAAUUAUUGAUAGUCAUGAACCAGAUGAUUAUAUUUUAUUUGAAGUUGAAAGAUUUUGUGAACUUUUAUAUAAAGGUAAUCCAAAAUUGAUAGAACCAAUGUUUACCACAAGAUUUUGUUACAAAUCACCAAUUUGGGAACAACUUUUCUUAAAUAGAAAAGAAUUAAUUAGUCAAUCUGCAAUUCAACAUUAUUUAAGUUAUAGUAAAUCUCAAAUGGGUGAUGCAUCAAAAUUAAUCUUUAAAAACGGCUCACCAAUUUCAAUUGAAUGUGGUGGGUCAGAACAAGAGGAAGAAGAUAAAAAGAAAUUACUAUUAUCAAUGAUUAAUAGUAAUCAUAGUUAUUGUAAAAAGUUAUAUCAUACCUAUAGAUUGCUAUUGGACACUAAAAGAAUGUUGGAAUUGGGUGAACCAAUGGUAUAUUUACAAGGUGAAGAAAGGGAGAAAAUUAUGAAAAUUCGUAUGGGUGAAGAGGAUUUAACUGCAACUUUAGCAGAGAUUCAACAAUUAUUCAAUCAAUGUUAUACAAGAUUUCAAGAGGUUAAAGAAAAGAAAUUAAUUCAAGAGAAUUUAAAUAUUAAAGUUUUAAAUGACUGGUUAAUUAAAGUUAGAAAACAAUCUUAUCUCCAAAAGGAGGCAUCGUCACUUGGUAUAACAAGUGGAAAAUAUACAGAUGCUGAUUUUGAAAUCAGCGAUAUUAAAUCAUAUAAUCUUUUGAAAGUUUAUAACCAUUUUCAAUCACUAUUAACAAAACAUAAAUUGGAGGGUGCUAGAAUUUUAAUGAUAAAAAGAUCAGGUUCAGUAUCUCAUAAUCUUAAACAUGAGAAUGAGGAAUCCUUCGACGAAGAAAAUGGCGUUGAGAAAAAGGAGGAUUGGAUCGGUGUAUAUGUAGCACCAACUGAGUCAAUAUUUUCAUUAUAUCCACCACCAAGACGUAUAGAUUCCACAACAGUGCUUUGCACAAGUUCAAAAAUUGAAGAACCCGAGGACAACACAAAUCAAAGGGACACUUAUUUAAGUGGUAUUCAAUUAUUUGAAUUGGGUUAUUUCAUUCAAUUGUUAUCAUCUGGUAAUCAUCGUGUUGUUGAAUGUUUUUAUGAUAAGAAUUCCGCUAGUGAUUUGGUUGAAACUAAAAUUUGGAAAGAUAUUAAAAACCUGGAAGUAAAUUCAAACUUUUUAUCAAUCAAUUUAAUUCAUCAUUGUUGGGGUGUUUCUAAAGGGUUGGUUGAAAAACUUCAAAGAUCUCCUUCAUUCUCACCUUCAACUCCAUUAUCUCCAAAUACUUCAAAUGUAAUUCCACUCUCUGAAAAACGUAAAUCGCUUUAUCAUGCUCAAAGAUUAAUCAAUAGAGCAGAGGAGAUUUUAGAUAAAAAAAAUUUCACUGUCUAUCUUGAUGAAGAUGAUGAUUCAACUGAAAGAAAUCUACUCUUAAGAAUUAAAAACUCUUCAGAUUUCAAUUCUGAUCAAUUAGUAUCUCUCACAACAAGUUGUCUCAAUCAAAUUAAAUCUGUAAAUGAUAAAAUUCAAAAACUUUCAAAUAUUUCUUCUGCUGAUAAAAAAUUAAAUGAAUUAUCAAUUAAACAAUCUUUAAAAACAAUUUUAAUUAAAAUUAGAAAAUCAAUGAUUAAAAUCAUUGUAUAA